GGUUUUCUUCCCCCUCUGCUGUCUUCCCAGCAAUUAGAAGCGGGCUGCCCCGAGUCGAAGUGCGCUCGCUUUUCUAUUCUUCUUUUUGUUUUAAAGGAAGCCACCUACACCCCCUUUGAGCAGUGCUUAAACGCCUUCUCUUUUACUAUUACUCAGACAACUCCAAGGCAAGGUAAUCAGCGAGAACGUUAAGCGCUUCAUGUACCGUUUCUGUAGCGAAGGAGCGCCGCUCGCAUGUGCCGGCGUAAGCAAGGGCAGUUGGAGCAGCGCCUUGUCCCGCUGUCAGCCUUCGUCGUGCCACGCUUUUGCACUAACGCAGCGACGAUGGUUGACAGCGGGGCGGGGAGGAGGCCCGCCGCUGCCGCCGCCACUCCCGCCACCUCCCGGCAGCGCGUUGCGCAAUCGCGCCGGUUCGAAGCUCCCCCCGCCCCCUCCGCUGACCUCCGCCCACUUAGGCACGGCAUCCGGGGCCGGCACGACCCACGCCCCUGCGACGGUGCUGCGCUCCCCCCAGGAGGUUCUCACCGCCUUCGUUUCGUACAUCCCCACGUACUACGUGAGUGUGCCAUGCGUGGCGUCGGUGCUGCCGGAGGAGCUCCGCGAAAAUUUUGUUGGACGCGGUCGUCUUCUAUAUUUUCUGAAGCGCUUCCCGUUUUUGUUCGAUAUGCAGAUGAAUGGCAUCGGCUCCAGUUUGGUGCGGCUGCACCGCGACGUGAGCCACCCGCAGCGCGGCGCUGCCGAUGAGAAGUACAUGAUGACAGACGUGGGUGAGACGACGAGCUACAUUGCCAAACCGGAGUACAUCACCAGCACCGAAAGCCUGGACAGUGUGCAGUGUAACGUCUUUGUGAAGCCGCCAGUGCCGCCGCCGUCGGUGCAGGUGCACCUGGAGGAACGUGUGCCCGUGGUGGAUCGCCUGCGUACGCUGGUGCCGGAGACGUUCGUGUCCAUUGAAAAGCUGGAGGAGAACAUCCCAGAGGAUAUCUUGUUUCAUCCCUACUUUGAUUGUCAGGGUGGGCUGCUCUCCAUUGCGGGUAAGCUGCCCGAUGAAUUUCAGGUCGUGGACGGCCACGUUCGUCGUCGUCCACGGCAUCUCGCUCCGCUCGCGCUGGACGAAUACACGCUGGAGACGUCGCCUUUCCCGGAGGUGGCCGCGAUGAUCAAACGCGCGGUUUGCGACAGUGACAUUCCACACUGGGUCAGCAUCACUCCCCUGUACGAAGCUCUCUCGCGGGAGCAGAAGCACAAGCUGAAGCAGCAGUUUAAGAGUUUCGCAGGUUUUCUGCGUGCCCACGGCCGAGCGCUGGCGGUCUCGACGGACAUGCUGCAGGUGUCCAUGUGGAUCUGCAAGAACCCACCGCCGUUGCAGCCGGUUCUCGAAGAGGGGAGCACACCCGGCUCGGCGCAACUUUCCCUAGACGUCAGCAAGUCUGCCGUGGCGACGGAGGCAUCACCACCAUCUUCGUCGUCCUCUUCUUCAAAGCCUGUCACCUACACGAGAGCGGAGAUAAUAAACGCGUGGUACGACCGCUUCCCCUCCCACAAAACGCUCAACUUACGGGACGCGAUGGAGCUGCUGCCGAUUGAGAUGCGCACCUCAGGCCUGCCCAAGAAGAUCGCCCCCUGGCUCGCCACCCAUCCUCACUACUUUACCGUAGAUUACAUGGAGGAGGAAGACCCAACCAAGGUGCUCAUCCGGCGUGCUUCGGAGUGGCAACCACUCGAUAUCGCGAUGGCCCUCUACGCCCACAUGCCAGAUGCGAAGACGGAGUACGACGCGGCGGCCGUGCUACAGAGCGUGGAGCCGUCCCUACGACGGGUCGUGGAGGAACUAGGGAUGGAGCAGCUCGGUGAUGUGCUUCCCCAGUGGCUGCGCGUCACGAAGCGGCGUGGCUCUGCUGCUGCCGCUUCCACAGAGGCGGCGAACUUCACACUGCGCCGGCUGCAAGAAUCCGACGCUCUUCAGAAGGAAAUUCAACAUCGGCGACUGCAGAAAGAAAAGAAGAAGGAGACCGGUGUGACAGAUGACGUGGAUGCCGAGGACAUGGCGAAUCUGCCGAGGUAA
Leptomonas pyrrhocoris is the source of this 2065-nucleotide messenger RNA. RefSeq lists its product as hypothetical. NCBI's taxonomy places the organism in Eukaryota, Euglenozoa, Kinetoplastea, Trypanosomatida, Trypanosomatidae. The transcript has a single exon. The record is from RefSeq and is a predicted model, not a curated record. Bases 200 to 2065 code for a protein of 621 amino acids.